AUGUCGGCACUAAGCGGUAACGGCCUGCCCGAGGGCGAAAACCUCUACCACGUCGUCUUCACCACAUCGCAUAUCUCCAAAGAUGUCAACGGCGAGGUCGAAAGGGUCCGAGUCUGCGGCACAUACACGACCCUGCCGGCUGCCAAAGCAGCAGCCCACCGAACGCUGUUCGAAGCCGGCUACGAGAAGGAAAUGUUCGACGAAUAUGAAACCAGCCAGGAACAAUUCAUCCGCCACCACGUCAAGAGACGGACCGGCCUUUGCGUGCUGGCCAAGUCAGCCGACGGUACCGUCUUCCGCGUCAGUGUGGCCACAACCCCGAACUCCCUGAACCUGAAGGGCGGCAAGGAUGACCACAAGAUCCACCAGGACCUGUACCAUGUGGUCCAGACGAAUGUGCUGUAUACGGAAGACGACACCGGUGCAGCUCGGGAGACGAACGUCGAGGGCACCUUCACCACGUACGAAGAGGCCAGGAAAUACGCGUCUCAAGUUCUCUUGGCCCCGGAGGACGGCGUGACAAAAGAAUCUUUCGAAGAAUAUGACGAAGCCGGUCCAGAUGAGAAAGAUUGCGGAUUUGGCGAGAACGUCGUGGUGCAUGCCGUCGGUCAAAAUGGCGAGAACUAUCUGGUCAGUGUGCUGAGAGGACAGGAGAUGGAGUCGGUGAGGUUGGCAGAGGCGGCCGUGAGGAUUCGGGCUGCUUAA
Molecule: messenger RNA, 705 nt
Organism: Capronia coronata CBS 617.96
Lineage: Eukaryota; Fungi; Ascomycota; Eurotiomycetes; Chaetothyriales; Herpotrichiellaceae
Exons: 1
Coding region: 1-705 (234 amino acids)
Source: RefSeq, a predicted model, not a curated record